AGACUGAUGCAUCAUUGGAGCCAUUGGCAGCAACAUUUACCCACACCAGCACAGACCCACUUCCAUCUGCCCUGAAGCCUCCAGUUUCAUCAGAAAACACCAGCCUCAGUGGCAACACACCCUCGUUUGAAGAAGAUGUCACUUCAUUUGUCAGAACCGGCACUGGUGAGGUCUCUCACCCUUUGGCCUCACAAACCAUGGCCGGGGCAUUCUCACCCCUAGGCUCCAGCACUGAUCUCACCAACAAACCCCCAUCGCCAAUCUCCCUUGUCACAUUCCAGUCCAGUCCUCUUGGUCGGAGGGGCCAGCCUGUGCUUGUCGCCCAGUCAGAGACAAAGUUUGGCUCCAGCUCAAAUUCCUCUGUGUAUAAUGGAACCCUGCCUGAUGGCAAUCAGUUUCUUAAAGGUUCUUCCCCAUUGGUGCUCGAGAACCACCACAGCAGUGAUAGCAGUCUGUUAGACAGUGAAGCCAGUGAGAGGCAGGCACUGCUGCCAGACAGCCCCAGCAGGAGAUCCCAGUCACCUUCAUCCUACAUAGUGCAUACAAAUUCAUUAUUGUCGGGGCCAAGGUUGAAUGAUGGCCUUGACCCUGAGAGUGAUGACACAGACAGCUGCGGAACUCCUGGAGGAAGUCCAGCCAAGGGGAGAAUACUCAGCAGAAAUAUGUCUCUAGAAUCAGGUACAAUAUUUCUUUUACAUUUCAUAGAAUGUUUAGUUAUGCUUGCUUUAUUAUUGGCCUGUCACACACAUGUUUCCUGCUAGAUCAACUUUGGCCUGUCACACACAUGGUUCCUGAUAGAUCAACUUUGGCCUGUCACACACAUGGUUCCUGACAGAUCAACUUUGACCUGUCACACACAUGGUUCCUGAUAGAUCAACUUUAUCUCUUCUUUUGCCCAAUUUUUUUGUUAAAGUUGCCGUAAAAAAACCUCUUAAAUACAUCAAAAACAGUUAGAAAUAAAUUAAAAUGACUGAAAAAUUUAAUUCUUGUGAGUCAGUCUGGUUAUAAAAUGAUAUAAGUGUAGUAAUUUGAAAACAACAGAUAACCAGAACAUUGAUGAUAAUAAUAUUGUUGAUGAUCAUUAACUGGACGGGUCAUUAUUUUCAGGUCAGCAAAGUUUUGGCCUUCACAGUCCUGACGUGGUCCCUGGAGCUGAUGUUGAAUUUAAUGGUUUGGAUGAGGGACAAUCCAAUGGCAUUGUGGGAGCAUUAAACUCUUUGUACAAAAAUGAGACGUACAAGUCCCCGAGGGUGUAUUAUGACCCGGAUAUCAUUGGUAAGCUCUGAGCUGGAUGGUAUUUAUAAACUUUGACCCAGAUAGCAUUGGUAAGCUCUGAACUAGAUGGUAUUUAUAAACUCUGACCCAGAUAGCAUUGGUAAGCUCUGAGCUGGAUGGUAUUUAUAAACUCGGUAAGCUCUGAGCUGGAUGGUAUUUAUAAACACUGACCCAGAUAGCAUUGGUGAGCUCUGAGCUGGAUGGUAUUUAUAAACACUGACCUAGAUAGCAUUGGUGAGCUCUGAGCUGGAUGGUAUUUAUAAACUCUGCCCCAGAUAGCAUUGGUAAGCUCUGAACUAGAUGGUAUUUAUAAACUCUGACCCAGAUAGCAUUGGUAAGCUCUGAGCUGGAUGGUAUUUAUAAACUCUGACCCAGAUAGCGUUGGUAAGCUCUUUGCUGGAUGGUAUUUAUAUACUCGGUAAGCUCUGAGCUGGAUGGAAUUUAUAAACACUGACCCAGAUAGCAUUGGUAAGCUCUGAGCUGGAUGGUAUUUAUAAACUCUGACCCAGAUAGCUUAAUAAGCUUUGCAUAUUUAUCAUCACUGAACCUCAACAUAGAUAUAUGGAUUAUUACAGUAUCAAAUGUAGUACAUUUAUUUUUGGUAGGGUGAAGCCUUGCUAUAACUCAAUAGCCUGGGUCCAUGAAAUUGGAUGUGGUGAUAGUGGGGUCACGUUUAAUGUGGUGUUUUACAAUGUUUUGGGAUUUUUGUUAAAGUAGGAAGAUAGGUGAUUAAAAAAAAACAGUUUUUUUUAUAUUCUUGUUUGUAACCUAUGUGGUGUAGAUUUGUGUCUGUGUUGUGGGAAAAUAUUUAUUUAUGUACUCUUUUUUUUUUUCCACAUACUUUGAAAGAAAUUUUUGUCGUGUUCCAGUAAAUGUACAAAAAUUGUGGGAGCUGUGCCACCAUCCCCAUUAUAUUCAAAUUUGCCUUAUAGUGGGGUUCUACAGUAUCAAAGAAAGACAACAGGUGUCUGUAUAAUUAACACUAUCUUCCUCAGACCUGACCAACUUCCCACCACCCGAGACACCUGACGAUGACUCCAUGUUAGAUUUCACAGAGCUCUCCAAUUUUCCACCUCCUGUGUUUUCCUCCAAUCCAUCAUUCACAAACUCUUUGAAAUAUGAAACAGGUAAUUUGUUCUGUAACUAAAUAUUAAAUCUAGAUAAGAUAAAUCAGGCAAUAUGGUCAUUUUAUUAAUUUUUCAAAACACUAUGUUUUCCCAACAAUAAAACAUUUAUAAUAUAAUCAAAUGAUUGAUAUUUCAAUUUUUUUAUCUGAUUAUAUUCAAGGUGGCUACAUAUCUAUUUCCAUUUUUAUAUCUAUACUCCACCCUGAGAUGUCAAGCUUGUUGUGUGUCUGCAGGUUCACUGCCUAGACCAUCCAGUAGACUCACUCGACUGGAGCGGUCAGCCAGCAUUGGCAACUGUCCAGAUUUUCUUGAUGACGACAUUGAUGCUCUCAUCGCCCAGUUUACUAUUCCUCCCCCGCCAUCAUCGGUAGAGUCCAGAUGUGUGACAUCGGGAGGAGACGUCAUCAAGCCAACAGAAGAGAUAACUCAGGAUGAGUUCACACACCUCAUCAUCCCUCCCCCCCCUGCAAGCUCCUUGUACAACAUUUCGGCUCUGACCGAUGGCAAGCCUGUGCCACAUGCAAAGGCUAAGCAUGGAAAUGUUGGGUCACGGCAUAAACGUUCCUCUUCAUUAGACAUCCAGUUCAUGAAGAGAGCCGCAGAACAGCUGGAUACCAAAUCAAGGAGUAAAUCUUUGGAUGCCAAUCAGAAUAAUAUUGACAAUGAUCCAAAGGUGGCUCCACCUUCUGACCUUGACAUCAAGGCCGCAGACGACAGUGUUGGAGACAUCACUGGGGAGUCCCCAGCCACUGUCUCCCAGAAACUUUAUUCACUGCUCCAGUCACUUCCCAACUUCUCCCCGGGGAUUAUCAGCAGCAUUAAUAGCAACAACGCAACAGCAAAUAAUGUACCUCGCAUCUUUCGUAGUUCAUCCAUAGACAUGGGCUCAGGCCAGCGGAGCCUUGCCUUCGCUCAUCUUGGCAGCAAAAGGACUAUAACCAUGUUCAACUCUGUGGCCAGUUUUUCUAGUCAAACACCCCAACAGAAUUUCUCCAGACCCCGUAGUCAGAGCUUUGAUCCCACCGCUCAGGCCAAUGCCAGCCGGAUACAAUCCAGUUCUGAAUCUAGGUCACAGCGGCUCAGCUCUGGGCUCUCAUCUUCCAAUAACAAUCUAGGGAGCACGGCCAGUGGCUCAGAAAGUUUUGCAACCCUAAAAGCCAAACUUAGAGACUACAGGGAUUCCCUUUUAAACAGGAAAUCUAGAAAAUCAAGGAAAGAGAAAACCCCUGAGUUAACAGCACAGAACUCCGAUACUGGAAGUAGCAUGCCCAGUUCCUUAAACAAGCUGUUCAGCAGACGUGGAUCUAAAUCGGACCCACCCACUGCAAACACUGACAGCAAUUGGGAGUUGAAAGAGGCCGGCUCCUCCCCUUCACCUCAAGGGGACCUGGUGCGUGAACCAGUAAAUGAUAAACGUGCUUCACUUGCCAAGGACGGCAUUCCAGUGGUCAGGGACCCUUUGGGCCUGAGCAGACCCACAUUGCGGCCUGUGACCAACUCCAUUUUAAAUCAAGUAAGUAGUCUAUGCAUUUGGAAAGUUAACCAUCCGGGCUUCAGUGGUUUUGCUCAUGAGUGUUUAAAUCUUUCUUGAAAACUAGAUCUGUCUGGUUUUAUAGACCUGAAAGAACAUCUAGAUCUGUCUGGAUGACUAGAUCUGUUCAGAUAUCCAGAUAGUUGAAGUCAAAUACAUUAUUUAGGGUUGGCACACUGUUAGACAUCAGGUUGUGUUUGAAAUUUGGGAACAAAAUCUUUCACCUCCUAUAUUUAUUUAUUUCAAAAAAAUGUAUCAUACCUUCGAAAUCCAAUUGCAAGUGCAGAUUCCUGAAUUAAAUUCAUGUACAGUGCCAUCCACUAUUAACACAUAGACAGCUUUAAAACCCAAAACUUUUCCCACUAAAAAUCUUCUGUUUUUUAGUUUUACUUCUCUAGAACAGGGGUCCUCAAACUACAGCUCAACAGGGGUCGUUUUUGGCCAUAUGGCCACAGUAUGGGUAUGCAGGUAGCAUUGACAAACAUUGCAAUGGAUAUUGACCAUCUUUUUUUUAAGCCAUACUCAGGACGGUAGCUACCAUCAACAUAGUAAUGACUUUAUUUGCUCUUGGUUUAGAUUGUUUGGUUUUCCUGUUGUUUUUUUUUUACUACCUAUAUGCUCAGUGGACAUAGGAAUUCUUGCAUUAUAUUUCCUAACAAUAGUCUGGGUCCCACCCAACAAUGUUUGGGGGACAGUAAACCGCCCCCCCCCCCCCCCCCCCCCCAAAAAAAGUUGGGGGGAAGAAAAACCCCCCCCCCCCCCCCCCCCGAAAGUUUCUAAGUGACAGUCAACCGGCCCCCUUAUUAAAAAUUUUGAGGACGCCGUGCAUUAGAGCUAUGAGUUUUUUUAACACUAUGAAACAUUAAAGGAUAUAUGUUGUUUAUCAUGCCUUGUGUAGCUCAUUUGAUCAAGAGAGUGAAUCCUCAACAACGUGAGUUAAAAAGUAAAAGUUUAGAGAUAAGAAAUUAAAUUUUACAUUUCAGGAGGAUGAAAAUAGCGGAGAUAAGAGGAGUAAUGUAGAUAAAGUUGAUGUUAAUCUGGAUAAUGAAAUAGAGGUAACACCUUUGAUUUCCUGCAUGGCAAUGGCAUAUUACUGCAUUACAGGAUAAUUGGUGCUUUAUAAACACUGGGGCAUCAGUGCAUUAUAAACACUGGGGCAUCAGUGCAUGAUAAACACUGGGGCAUCAGUGCAUGAUAAACAAUGGGGCAUUAGUGCAUGACAAACACUGGGGCAUCAGUGCAUGAUAAACACUGGGGCAUUAGUGCAUGACAAACACUGGGGCAUCAGUGCAUGACAAACACUGGGGCAUCAGUGCAUGACAAACACUGGGGCAUCAGUGCAUGAUAAACACUGGGGCAUUAGUGCAUGACAAACACUGGGGCAUCAGUGCAUGAUAAACACUGGGGCAUUAGUGCAUAACAAACACUGGAGCACCAGUGCAUGACAAACACUGGAGCAUCAGUGCAUGAUAAACACUGGGGCAUUAGUGCAUGAUAAACACUGGGGCAUCAGUGUAUGAUAAACACUGGGGCAUUAAUGCAUGACAAACACUGGAGCAUUAGUGCAUGACAAACACUGGAGCAUUAAUGCAUGAUAAACACUGGGGCAUCUGUGCAUGAUAAACACUGGGGCAUUAGUGCAUGACAAACACUGGGGCAUUAGUGCAUGACAAACACUGGGGCAUUAGUGCAUGAUAAACACUUGGGCAUGAGUGCAGGAUAAACACUGGGGCAUUAGUGCAUGAUAAACACUAGGGCAUUAGUGCAUGACAAACACUGGGGCAUUAGUGCAUGAUAAACACUGGAGCAUGAGUGCAUGAUAAACACUGGAGCAUUAGUGCAUGACAAACACUGGGGCAUUAGUGCAUGAUAAACACUGAAGCAUUAGUGCAUGAUAAACACUGGAGCAAUAGUGCAUGACAAACACUGGGGCAUUAGUGCAAGAUAAACACUGGGACAUUAAUGUAUGACAAACACUGGGGCAUUAGUGCAUGAUAAACACUGGGGCAUCAGUGUAUGAUAAACACUGGGGCAUUAAUGCAUGACAAACACUGGAGCAUUAGUGCAUGACAAACACUGGAACAUUAGUGCAUGACAAACACUGGGGCAUUAGUGCAUGAUAACCACUUGGGCAUGAGUGCAGGAUAAACACUGGGGCAUUAGUGCAUGAAAAACACUGGGGCAUUAGUGCAUGACAAACACUGGGGCAUUAGUGCAUGAUAAACACUGGAGCAUUAGUGCAUGACAAACACACGCGCAUUAGUGCAUGACAAACACUGGGGCAUUAGUGCAUGACAAACACUGGGGCAUUAGUGCAUGAUAAUUUUUGGGCAUGAGUGUAUGAUAAACACUGGAGCAUUAGUGCAUGACAAACACUGGAACAUUAGUGCAUGACAAACACUGGGGCAUUAGUGCAUGAUAAACACUUGGGCAUCAGUGCAUCACAAACACUGGGGCAUCAGUGCAUGACAAACACUGGGGCAUCAGUGCAUGAUAAACACUGGGGCAUUAGUGCAUGACAAACACUGGGGUAUUAGUGCAUGACAAACACUGGGGCAUUAGUGCAUGAUAAACACUUGGGCAUGAAUGCAGGAUAAACACUGGGGCAUUAGUGCAUGAUAAACACUGGGGCAUUAGUGCAUGACAAACACUGAGGCAUUAGUGCAUGAUAAACACUGGAGCAUUAGUGCAUGAUAAACACUGGAGCAUUAGUGAGGAGCAUUAGUGCAUGACAAACACUGGGGCAUUAGUGCAUGACAAACACUGGGGCAUUAGUGCAUGAUAAACACUUGGGCAUGAGUGCAGGAUAAACACUGGGGCAUUAGUGCAUGAUAAACACUGGGGCAUUAGUGCAUGACAAACACUGGGGCAUUAGUGCAUGAUAAACACUGGGGCAUUAGUGCAUGACAAACACUGGGCAUUAGUGCAUGAUAAACACUGGGGCAUUAAUGCAUGACAAACACCGGAGCAUUAGUUCAUGACAAACACUGGAGCAUUAGUGUAUGAUAAACACUCGGGCAUCAGUGCAUGAUAAACACUGGGGCAUUAGUGCAUGACAAACACUGGGGCAUUAGUGCAUGACAAACACUGGGGCAUCAGUGCAUGAUAAACACUUGGGCAUGAGUGCAGGAUAAACACUGGGGCAUUAGUGCAUGAUAAACACUGGGGCAUUAGUGCAUGACAAACACUGGGGCAUUAGUGCAUGAUAAACACUGGAGCAUGAGUGCAUGAUAAACACUGGAGCAUUAGUGCAUGACAAACACUGGAGCAUUAGUGCAUGACAAACACUGGGGCAUUAGUGCAUGACAAACACUGGGGCAUUAGUGCAUGAUAAACACUUGGGCAUGAGUGCAGGAUAAACACUGGGGCAUUAGUGCAUGAUAAACACUGGUGCAUGAGUGCAGGAUAAACACUGGGGCAUUAGUGCAUGAUAAACACUUGGACAUUAGUGCAUGAUAAACACUUGGACAUUAGUGCAUGAUAAACAAUGAGGAAGAUGGUCAGUAACUACAGAUCAAUGCAAUUAUUUCCAACUGAAGUGUUGUUUCCACCUGAGUUAUUGUCAUUUAAAGUUUUAAAUGUAGUAUCAAGUAUUGAUCAGCGUGUGUUAAUGGAAUAUCAAGUAUUGAUCAACGUAUGUUCAUGGAAUAUCAAGUAUUGAUCAACGUGUGUUCAUGGAAUAUUAAGUAUUGAUCAAAGUUUUUUUUUUUAAAUAUGAAAACUAUUUCAUGAUCAGAUUGUUGAUUGCUGCCAUAGCGCAAAUGUGUAGGAUAUAUCACACCUCGAAUUCUGUGAUAAGUAAUUUUCUAUGAUUACUUUUUGUUUAAACCACUCAAAGACUUUUGAUGUAAGAUGAAAUUCAAUAUUUAUCAAAGCACCCUUUUACACAGAGUUAUACCGGGUACGAAAUUAUGUAGCUUGUUUAAUGUGCCAAUCUUUCAAUUGUAAAAAAAAACAACUUUAUGUUCCUUUGGGCUCACCCUUCCCGAAAAACAACAAGAAAAUAUAUGUAAUAGUCUUUAGUCUUUACUGAUGACAAAACGAUGGAAUGAAGGUUACGGCUUGCAACCAAAUUCUGCAGACAAAACAUAAUAAAAUCUGCAAAUGACAACUUGGAUCAUAUAACAUUGACUCGGGGCUUAUCAUGAAAUUAUACAUGCUUUCUUUCAGUAAUGGCCGCCAUAAGUGUCGGCGAUCUCAAAUAUUCAUAGACCAGACCAGGUAUUGUUUUUUUUUUGUGUGUAGCUGUAACGGGGUUGUGGUCGGUGUGUUAUCUGUAGUAACUCUGUCUAGACUCAAUGUCAUGUCAGUGUGCAUUCCAGUCAUCUUCUCUAGACCUUUGUAGAGAGAUAUUCACUGGACACAUAAUUUAACUAUCAUACAAGGUAUCUGUGUCACAUAAUUUAACUGUCAUACAAGGUAUCUGUGUCACAUAAUUUAACUGUCAUACAAGGUAUAAUCUGUGUCACAGCAAGACAUCUGGUUCCACUAAAUUUUGUGAAUUCAUUUAUUUAUUCAAUUUAUUGCUUAUCUGGUCAAUUUGUUUCUCCCAACGACCACUCAAAAAGCCUGACAACUUCCCCUUGGGCUCUAAUCUAGGGUGACCAAAUCAUCAACUCAACUGGAAAAUCGGGACACUUUCAAGGACGGUUGUUUUUUUUUUGGGGGGGGGGAAUACCCUCCAGCUAAAAUCUAACCUGGAAAUCUACUUGGGGCACUCGGUCUUUUCCUAUGUUUAACUGAUGUGAUGUGUUGUUUUAUAUCUGAAGUUCCACCAUGACCAAUACUAAAAAGACUAGUACAGACUGUGCACUCGGCUUCACUUUCAUGGCGUCCCUUUUUAAUAUAGUUCCACUCUUUGGAAUACUCCUCCAUUAUUUACAUUGACGCUUGGGCAUAAUUAUUGUCUACAUGAGAAGAUAAUAUAAAGUUAAAGAAUAAAGUUCAACACCCAAAUCAAACACCUGUCACUCUGACACGAACAGGCCGACAGGGAUCACACACAAGACUAACACAUCGCACGUUGCGGUAGCGGAAUCAAAAUUGGUUUCUGUGCAGUUACAUCCUCCCCCCUCCCCCACCCCCUGCGGCUUCAAGUCUCGUGUCUUUCGCUAUACAUUUACAUGUAAGAUCUAUGGCAGGGACACUGUGGUGAAGGGGGAACACUGCAGCCAUCACGCGAGCCAACAUCACUACUGGCCAAAUUAUUACUUAAAGUUAUAUUAUAAAUUAGGAAGUUUUAGUGAUUUGAAAAUGUGUUUGGUUUAAAAAACGGGACAUUUAGGCGUCCCAAGAGACACUUUCGGGACAACGGGUACGAUCGUGAAAAAACUGGACAAUCCCGUUUUUACGGGACGUUUGGUCACCCUACUCUAAUCGUCAGUACAAUGAUAGUUUCCUUGGCUCGAGCUAACCGGCUGGAUUCAUUGUGUACAAUAGUUAGUAUGUUGUAGAUAUGUUCACUGCCUGCUCUGUUCAUGUUAUAGUUGCAUGCCAUAGAUGUAGAUGUCAAUUUAAAAAUAGAAAUGAACAUUUCAAAUCUUAUCGCGUUAUUCCUCUUUCAGUCGGUAAAGGAUUGCAUAGAAAUAAUAAAUAAAGCAUACACAUUUCUCCUAUUUUGUUUGAUCAUUUUUUUUUUCGGUAAAUACAUUUUUAUCAGAAUAACCAUUUUUUGUCAGUAUUCCUACGACUACGUCACGGAGUUUUUACCCUUAUCACAUACGGUGCAUGUGUUUGACCGUUGUUUCUAUUAAGUUAUUACAAUUGAAACGCGUGUCUUGUCUUAUCGUGUAGAUUCUCCUUAAAAAGAUAUUUUCCCUUUAAAUCAUAUCAUUUCUGUUUAGUACAACUAAUAUAGUAUAUAAUUAAUUUUAAAAAAUUUUUAAACAUCGUCAAUAUGAAGGAGCUCCCACGGCAUGUUGGAACCCCACUCCCACUGAAAGUAUAUUAAUACCAUAAAUUACAAACCGGUAUGGUCUAUGAAGAACAAUGACUAAAUCAGUACUACUAAAAUUAACUUAUUCAUUAAUUAGUAUCUAGGAAACUUUCAGACAUUAUUAAGAUAACAUGUAAGUAUGUGAGUCCUCUGGUUUUAAUGACAUGACUUUUUCUCCAGCUCAGUCUUCCCUCCAUGACACAAAGGCUGUCCCCCCCCCCACCCCAACCCACACCGACGGUCAUGCCUGAUAGACUGACAUUCCCCCCCCCAAAAAAAAAUAAGUAUACUGCAACUUUGGUUGAUAAUUAGUAUCUAGGAAACUUUCAGACAUUAUUAAGAUAACAUGUAAGUAUGUGAGUCCUCUGGUUUUAAUGACAUGACUUUUUCUCCAGCUCCGUCUUCCCUCCAUGACACAAAGGCUGUCCCCCCCCCCACCCCAACCCACACCGACGGUCAUGCCUGAUAGACUGACAUUCCCCCCCCCAAAAAAAAAUAAGUAUACUGCAACUUUGGUUGUGCUAUCAUAGCUGUUACCUGUAUUAUAUCUUAGCUAUUCUUAAAUGUCGUCAUGUUAUAGUUAGUUCAUGACACAUGACAGCUAUAUUAUUGCACACAGCACGGAACCUGUACAGGUACAAGGGGAUUAUCUAAACUGGAGCCCGCUUGUCAGUUAUUUCCCUUGUAAUAUCCUGCCUGGUUGGGUUGUCACCCUUUCUGGUGGGUUGAUGCUAUAUUUAGCCACACACACACAGUUGUGCGAUAAUGUGAUACAGUUUACGGAUCAUAAUACCAACAUGUUCAGUAGAAAGGUAAAAGUUGCUGUAUUCAGUUUAGUUUAGCUGGCGAAGGAAGCACAAUAUCAACAUGUUCAGUAGAAAGGUAAGAGUUGUUGUACAGAUGUUAAUUACUAAGUUUCAAGGACCAAUGAACCUUCCAUACAAAAGUUUAUAGAAGAGGUAGAUAAUAUGGCAUUAUGGUUGAUGUCAAAACUAUACUGGCUUUAACUCUGUCUUAUGUCUAGGGUAGAUGUUAUGUAAACACUGGUGUAUCUAUUUCAGGAGCUUGACUGAAUUUGUUCACUUCUCUCAAUGUACACUUGUCUGAAAGUACACUUGCCUCAAUUUAUACUUUUCUCAAUGUACACUUGUCUCAACGUAAACUUGUCUCAGUGUACACUUGUCACAAUGUACACUUGUCUCAAAUUAAACUUGUCUAAGUGUACACAUGUGAAAUGUACACUUGUCACAAUGUACACAUGUCCUUAUGUACACUUGUCUCGAAGUAAACUUGUCUCAAUGUACACUUGUCUCAGUGUAUACCUGUCUAAUGAUAGCCCCAUAUAAAAUUCACUAAAUAUUUGUUCAAUUUUCUCCAUGAUCUCAUCUAUGUAUUAGACAUUCUAUGCAGGUUAGAUCUAGUUAACUAGCUGAAUACUGCUACCUUCAGACAUUCUAUGCAGGUUAGAUCUAGUUAACUAGCUGAAUACUGCUACCUUCAGACAUUUUAUGCAGGUUAGAUCUAGUUAACGAGCUGAAUACUGCUACCAUCAGACAUUCUAUGCAGGUUAGAUCUAGUUAACUAGCUGAAUACUGCUACCAUCAGACAUUCUAUGCAGGUUAGAUCUAGUUAACUAGCUGAAUGCUGCUACCAUCAGACAUUCUAUGCAGGUUAGAUCUAGUUAACUAGCUGAAUACUGCUACCAUCAGACAUUCUAUGCAGGUUAGAUCUAGUUAACUAGCUGAAUACUGCUACCAUCAGACAUUCUAUGCAGGUUAGAUCUAGUUAACUAGCUGAAUGCUGCUACCAUCAGACAUUCUAUGCAGGUUAGAUCUAGUUAACUAGCUGAAUGCUGCUACCAUCAGACAUUCUAUGCAGGUUAGAUCUAGUUAACGAGCUGAAUGCUGCUACCAUCAGACAUUCUAUGCAGGUUAGAUCUAGUUAACUAGCUGAAUACUGCUACCAUCAGACAUUCUAUGCAGGUUAGAUCUAGUUAACUAGCUGAAUGCUGCUACCAUCAGACAUUCUAUGCAGGUUAGAUCUAGUUAACUAGCUGAAUGCUGCUACCUUCAGACAUUCUAUGCAGGUUAGAUCUAGUCAACUAGCUGAAUGCUGUUGCUGUGUAGCUUUCUUUGAUAAUACCAACCCACCAUUGUAAGGGUUUGUAAGCAUAAGGCAUUUUCUAUAUAUUUAGAGUUGACUAGAUUCUAUUACACUUAUUAGAUCAAAUAUGUUCACCAACUUGAAGAAGCUUCCUGGUUGCUUUGUCCUCCAGAUUUGACCCAAGGCUUUGCACCUCGUAAAUCUAAUGUGCACUUUUAAAAUGUAUCUGGGCAGAAGUGGAAUAUCUUUCUUGUAAUUUGUGUCCCUGCAUAAGCCGAGUUCCCACUGAACUACAUACUUGGUGUAAAAUGUAGGAGUUCCCACUGAACUACAUACAUGGUGUAAAGUGUAGGAGUUCCCACUGAACUACAUACAUGGUGUAAAGUGUUGGAGUUCCCACUGAACUACAUACAUGGUGUAAAGUGUAGGAGUUCCCACUGAACUACAUACAUGGUGUAAAGUGCUGGAGUUCCCAUUAUACAUACUUGGUGUAAAGUAUAGGAGUUCCCACUGAACUACAUACAUGGUGUAAAGUGCUGGAGUUCCCAUUAUACAUACAUGGUGUAAAGUGUAGGAGUUCCCACUGAACUACAUACAUGGUGUAAAGUGCUGGAGUUCCCAUUAUACAUACUUGGUGUAAAGUAUAGGAGUUCCCACUGAACUACAUACAUGGUGUAAAGUGCUGGAGUUCCCAUUAUACAUACUUGGUGUAAAGUAUAGGAGUUCCCACUGAACUACAUACUUAGUGUAAAGUGCUGGAGUUCCCAUUAUACAUACAUGGUGUAAAGUGUAGGAGUUCCCACUGAACUACAUACAUGGUGUAAAGUGCUGGAGUUCCCAUUAUACAUACUUGGUGUAAAGUGUAGGAGUUCCCACUGAACUACAUACAUGGUGUAAAGUGUAGGAGUUCCCACUGAACUACAUACAUGGUGUAAAGUGCUGGAGUUCCCAUUAUACAUACUUAGUGUAAAGUAUAGGAGUUCCCACUGAACUACAUACUUAGUGUAAAGUGUAGGAGUUCCCACUGAACUACAUACAUGGUGUAAAGUGUAGGAGUUCCCACUGAACUACAUACAUGGUGUAAAGUGCUGGAGUUCCCAUUAUACAUACUUAGUGUAAAGUAUAGGAGUUCCCACUGAACUACAUACUUAGUGUAAAGUAUAGGAGUUCCCACUGAACUACAUACUUAGUGUAAAGUAUAGGAGUUUCUACUUGGUGUCAAGUGUAGUCCCCAAAGAACUUGUUCUAUGAUGCAUGAAACAUAAUUACAGUGUGAACUGACACGUGACCAGCUGGUGAAGUUACUAAAUAGAGAUUUACAAACUAAUUUUAUGUCUUGUCAUUAGUAUAAGCUUAACUCAUAACUCCUGUUAAUGUUUUUUUUUUGAUUUUUUUAUUGAUAGUUUCUGGCAGACAUAGUGCCAGUUACAAUCUUCAUUAUUGACUAUGGUAAGACAGAUUUUACGAUUGCAGUCUCAACUUCACAGCUGUCUGUAACACAUAUAAGGGUCAGCCUCAGAGCUAUGCAUAGCGUAUCAUUUUGGUCAGCCUCACAGCUGUCCAUAGCAUAUCAUGUUGGUCAGCCUCACAGCUGUCCCUGUCAUAUUAUCUUGGUCAGUGUCAUUGCAUGUUCCCUGGACAAUUUUGUUUGUACCUGUCCCAACCCUCUUGUUACUAGAUCUUUUUAGAAUUUCUUUUUCUUUUUUUUCAUUUUUCCGGUUUGAUGAAACAGGCUCUUAGCCAAAGCUUUCUUCUCUCAUGUCCUGUCUUUCUAUUUCAAGCUUCCAAUUACCUUUUUUCUAAUAUUUCCUUCACACAACUUGAAUGCAAUCCUUUAUUUAUUAUCAAUUUUGUUUAUCUAUAAGUUUUUUGAAAACCUUCAAAAUCAAAAGUAAAAAAAAAUUAAGAAGUGGAUUUAACUUUGACUGACAGACUGCCACAGAGUGAUUUACUUUAAAUUUAAGCCUAUCACACUAACAAUAGUUUACUAACAAGCAAAAGUUUUUUAACAAUAUUUUUCUAUUGAUAUAAAGAUAUUUAUCUUUUCAAAAAGGAAAUGAAUAUUUUUUAUCACACCUGUCAUCUAAUGGGUGUGUUCAAUUAAUUAUUCUUUCAAAUUCUUUGCGAGUCACAGAAAUAUUGUAGUGCGAAAUUAUUUGUACUGAGGUCCCGCCUGUGAACAAACCAAUACUAAAAUAUAAAAUGGAUUGUAAUACUGAAUCAUUAUGCAGUUGGCAUAAAACAGUGUUGGCCUGUCUAGCACAGUGUCACCCUGUCCUUGUAGUCUGACAAAUAGAUUGUAUCUACUUUCUCUAUUUUAUCAUCAUCAUCAAAUAAAUAUAAUUCUCUAUGAAUGAAACAAAGUAUGAUGUAAUAUCAUCAUCAUCAAAUAAAUAUAAUUCUCUAUGAAUGAAACAAAGUAUGAUGUAAUGGUGAGUUCAAUAGUGUUCCAUAACUGCGCUAAAUGAGAUUCUUAAAAAAUGCCUCAAGUGUGUUAAUAUUUUCUUUUGUUUUAUGGACGUACUCCCAAUUAAAUAUGAUUAUAAAUCUGGGAUGUAGGAGGGGGUGGGAAAUGAGAAUUUUAAUAUAGUUCAGGGUCUUGAAAAAAAAGUGUGCUACAUACCUAAGGGGUAGAACUAAUUGGGUGUGUUACAAUAAAGUGUAUUACUUGAAUGCAUGUUUUGUUAAGUAACUUUUAGUAGAUGGGAAGUUCAUGCAUUGCCGCAUCCAUUGUUUAGCGGGCUAUUACUAGUUAAAAUGUAAACUAAAUUUAACUAAAAAAUAAACUAUGAUUAACUUUAUAUCACUUAUGUCCAUUAAAAUGCCAUGUAGAUAAAUUAUGUAGUAGUCACUCAAAAUCUCAAUUUAUUUUUUAUAUUUUUUUCAUCCAGUCAAAAUCCAAAAAGCUUGGACCCCUAAAAGCACUUCCAAAUUCCAUUGGGGCAGACAAUGUCAUGAUGGGACAACCUGGCAAGUCAGGAAAACAGGCCAAGUCAUCUGGUCAACAAAAGCAAGGGUCAUAUAAAACAAAAGAUGACAUCGCCAUGGGUCAAAUGAGAGAAAAAUUGCAGGCAAACCCUUACGCCACCAUCAAAAUGUGGCGUCCAGUCUCCAUGACCAGCAACAGUUUAGCCAGGUACCCCGUGGAGGAUAACUACCAAUCAUUCUCAAAUUUUGAUGCUCUCCGUCAAACGUUGGAAGCUGAGAUGGGCUCAUUAGGACAACAAGGACAUCAUUCAUCUUUGAUGGAUCAAACACCCUCUGGCUACAACAGGACACAGGACAGACUCUCAGAAGACGCCCACUGGCAAGAAGCAAGUAGUUCCCCUGGCCAAGACCAUGACCUCAACACAAACAGACUCUCACAGAGUCCUUUCAACUGGGUCACUGACUCUGACUCACCAGAUUCCAGAGAGUUCAUUGAAAUUCCAGAGGAUUAUUCGAGAGACAACUCCCCAUCACCAAUACCAAGGAAGAACAGUUCUCCCUCCCCUGUACCCAAUAAUGACAGUGUCUUGUUGAAUCAUUCAGUCAGUGGGAGCUUACGUACUAAACAGUUUGAGGCACCCCUCCCUCCCCCUCCACCACAUGCAACCAAAGGUUUCACACCUCCAGAUCUCCCUUCCACAUCCAAAAAUGACCCAAGUUAUGAAGUGGUCAGCGAUGGGGUCAGUAAAGCCAUCAAACAAGUCCUGUCCCACAGAUACACAGUUGGUGACAACGAGGACUUGGCCAACAGAGACGUGGAGAGACUGCUGGAAGACCUCAAGCUGACCAUGGACUCUAUAAGAACAUCUCGUAUUGACAAAAACCCAGCUCAGCUGUCCAUGUGUGUCUCAGAACUCCACUCUCAAACCAAUCAGUUCAUUAAUCAUGCCAAGCUUGUUGUCGGCAGUGCCAACAGUAGCAGAGAAAAGAUGGUGGCCCAGCUUGAGUCGGCCAUCCACACACUGGCCUGCCUGUUCCUCCAUGGCCAGGCCACUAUGUUGUUGGUCAAGUCAUCCGACCUGGCUCACAGCCUAGGCUUUCAGCUCAUCAAGGCAGCUAAUGCCUUCAAGUCAACCGUGAUGUCGGCCAACACAGCGGUUGGCAAGCCCAUUGACGACCCUGACAUGAAGUACCUCAUGCGGCAGGCCACAAACCUGGCGGGACUUUUACGUUCCUUGUUAACCACCAUCAAGGAGAUCAAAUCAGGGUCAUGAAGGGCGCCACCCUCAACACCUCAAGACAGAUAACUCUCUACAAGUGUUGUUGGAUCAUUUCUGCUGUUCAUUCUAUGCCUGGGUGCUGCAUAUCAAGACUUGCUCAAAAUGAUG
Molecule: messenger RNA, 16287 nt
Organism: Lymnaea stagnalis (great pond snail)
Lineage: Eukaryota; Metazoa; Mollusca; Gastropoda; Lymnaeidae
Source: the annotation of a GenBank genome assembly